This is a messenger RNA of Calidris pugnax (ruff), 4912 nucleotides long. It is a transcript of the gene ZC2HC1A, whose product is annotated as zinc finger, C2HC-type containing 1A. NCBI's taxonomy places the organism in Eukaryota, Metazoa, Chordata, Aves, Charadriiformes, Scolopacidae. The transcript is spliced from 11 exons. The coding region runs from base 52 to 1161 and encodes 369 amino acids. The record is from RefSeq and is a predicted model, not a curated record.
GUGGCGGCGUUGCCACAGCAGCGGCGGCGGGGCCGGUGGUCGGGGAGCGCCAUGGAGGGGCUGGAAGGUGAGGUUGCAGUGCAAACUGGAGACCUGUUGCCAUGUAAGAUCUGUGGGAGGACGUUCUUUCCAGCAGCACUGAAAAAGCAUGGACCCAUUUGCCAAAAAACUUCUGCCAAGAAAAGGAAGACGUUUGAUUCCAGCCGACAGCGAGCGGAAGGAACUGACAUCCCCACAGUCAAACCCCUUAAGCCUCGGCCAGAACCACCCAAAAAGCCAUCCAACUGGAGGCGGAAGCACGAGGAGUUUAUAGCCACUAUCCGAGCAGCCAAAGGACUUAAUCUUAAAGAUGGUGGAAAACUCCCGCCACCGCCUCCGCCCUCAUAUGACCCUGAUUACAUUCAGUGUCCCUACUGUCAGAGGAGGUUCAAUGAGAACGCAGCAGACAGACACAUCAAUUUCUGUAAGGAGCAGGCAGCCCGGAUCACCAACAAGGGGAAGCUGGCAGCUGAUCCCAAAGGGAAGCUUCCGACUCGCACACAGUACAAACCUGCUGCAGUUAAGAAGAUGCCUUCUGUAGGAUCAACACCACCAUCAUCAUCAUCACGCUUACCCCAGCCAAGUGGUGUUACCAAAACUGUUGUAGGUGCCUCUUCAGGUAAAGCCCUCUCUUCCUCUGGAUCCGGUGGCACCAAAAUCCAGACAUUGUCACCAGCUCAUAAGAACUCCCUGGGAAUGGUGAACCCACAAACAGGUAGUAAGAUGGACAAGUUAGGCCCACCCCUGCGAACUGGAAGAGGUGUGCAAAGGGUUUAUGGCACUGACACACAGACAGACAGUACCAUCAAAAGACCCAAUGAGUUGUUGCCUAUAAAGAAAGGUGCGACCAAAACACGGACAUCAACCCCUCCCAGUGUGUCGAGGACCAUGAGCACAGGUGCUCUCAUAAACAAAAGGAAAACCAGCAACUCAGACAGUUACUCAAGACCUGACGGUAGAAUUGGUUCUGAGCACCCGUCCUCGGUGAAUGGAGGCCAUGCCAAAGGCAGCGAGGGGAAUUCUGUCCAGGUAUCCAAGUUCUGCCACGAGUGUGGGACCAGGUACCCCGUGGAAUGGGCCAAGUUCUGCUGCGAGUGCGGCGUUCGAAGGAUGGGGGUGUGAACACCCUCUUAAAAACAGAAAGAAAGUGCGCAGUGAGAAGUGUCUGCUCUGCUCUGCUGCAUGGAAAGCUAGAGCACAUCUCCAGGUACACCUCAUGCUGCACACCUAUUGGAACAUCAUAGUGUCAUCUUCUGAGUGCAAUCUUCUGGUUACACCGUUAUUUAUGAACAAAUAGAUAUACUGUAUAUAAAAAUAGCAGGUACCUAAAACUGUGCCAUUCAAUGAAAUACUCUUCAAUCUCUGAUGGAAAUAUUUGAAGUUAAGGUAAAAAUGUGUUAAGUAACUUUGGUAGCAGAAGUGGUUCAAUGUUAUUUUUCUUGUAAAUCCUACUAGAUAAAUGAUUAUUUAAAUCACUUAGCAGGAUAAUAGUUACCCACGGGGAAAUAGCCACGAAGAACUUGGCCUUCAAAAGUUUCUCUGUGGAGGCAUUUCUUUCAUGUGUGACAGUAACUGGGAUACUGUGUUCUAAGGGGAAACAGCACGAGGAACUUAUAAAUUCCUAGUUAAAAGUGCAAAAAGUCUGGAUCCCUUAAACUCUCCAACAGUAAUAUCCAAACUGGACUUUCCAAUUACAUCCUAGGAUUUUUUUAAAGUAUCAAUUUGAAGAACUAUAUGAGAAUUCUGUUCACAUGUAAGAAGAAAAGUAAGAAAUUUUUUUUGUGGCUUUCCAUGUUCUGUUUUCCAAUAAGAACAUGUUAAUCUUUUUAUGUAUUUAUAAGGAAAAAUGUGCUAUCCUAUUUUAUUAAGUUCCCUUUGUUCAGAAGUACUUGUUGUCUUCCUCCUCUGCUCCACAGAUCUAAAAGUGCUGUGCUUUAUGUCUUUAAAGGUUUCCAAAGCCCCGCUCCUUUUCUCUAUUCCCUCCUUUCCUGAAGGAGAGCCAAAGUCUAUGCUUGUCCUACUGAAACCUUGAGCUCUUAUUUUGAAAACAGCCUUCUUGAUGUAUCCAAUACACACACACCAAAAAAAAAAAAAAAAAUCCAUAAAAAUGUAUGUUGUUAGAGCAAUAGAACUUGUAAGUAGUGACUGGUUUUCACUCUGGUUGCAGUGCAAACAGCAGAGUUCCAGAUGAGUGUGCACGGAGUGACUGCCCCACAGCUCUCUGGGUUGUCCCCCCGGGUGGGGUUUGCAGCACGGAGUGACUGCCCCACAGCUCUCUGGGUUGUCCCCCCGCGUGGGGUUUGCAGCACGGAGUGACUGCCCCACAGCUCUCUGGGUUGUCCCCCCGCGUGGGGUUUGCAGCACGGAGUGACUGCCCCACAGCUCUCUGGGUUGUCACCCCGCGUGGGGUUUGCAGCCUUUUGUGAUGUUGGGCUCUGAGGAGCAGCCUUUGGGAAGGAGUGAGGGACUUCACAUUCCCUUGGUGUGAAGAAGGGUCUGGCCCUGGAAGGUGGUGGUGGUUUUUACAUCAAUUAUGCAGUAUAUGAAAGCCAUUCACAGGCCAAAUCACUUGUAGGUGACUGUAGUGAUGUGUUUGAAGUCUGGCUUUGAAGUGUUGGCACCUCCUAGUUAUGUGUGACAGAACGAUCAGAAAGAACUGAAUUGUGCCUUUCCCACAAUAAGCAGCCUCUUUUUGUCAGGAAUGGUUCCUUUCAGCUCACAAACACCAUUGGUGUCAGUUUGUAUAACUUCUGUGGAGCUUGUGCCACACAGGCUGUAGUGCUGUGCGGCGGGGCUGGGACCACUGGGCACAUCCCAGCACUUGGGAUCAGUCAGUGGGGCCAGCUCUGAAGAAAGUGUGAUUGGAGAAAAGCUUCUCCAGAGCAGGUACCACUCUUGGGGGGUGAGAGAUUGGAGAGUCUUGAUGUCGUCAUGUUGCAGGCCACAGAUGAGUGAUGGGCUGGAAUUAGUUCAUCGGUGUGCAGUUGUCUUAUGCUUUUUAUUGACAGUUGGUUUUAGAAACUAUCCUUCAUUCAGUGUGGUCUUGUCUUACUAUAAUUUGCCUGAGCUGGCUCCUGAGCUUGGUGGGAUAGAUGACUGGUAAUGAUAGAGAUGACAAAUCUUUGCCAAAUCAUGUUCCAGGUGGUUUAGGUUCUAGGAUCCAUAUUUGGCACACUCGUAUCCGUAGCUAACAAUGGGAACCCCACAUCCCUUGCACAGAGAGGCCUGGUGUGGGCACUGUGCCCUGGAGGUGGGCUGUGGGAAGCAGAGUGCCCCUCAGCAAGGAGCUGAGCCCAGAGUGGGUCUGAGCAGUUCCUGAUCUGCUGAGUCAUCAGUUCCUGUGGCUGACUCAUGGAUUGCCAGUUCUUGUUUCUGCUGGGAAGAUGCAUUUUACCAUUUAUUGAAACCGCUUUUUACAAAGGGAAGGUUUAGUAGGGAAAUAAAUCUGGACCAGGCUUGCUGUAAGGGUAGGGAACACAUACUGGCCAUUUAUUCUUUGAACUUUAGGAGGCAGGUUCCCUGGUUUCCAGUCAACUCCUGUACAGUUACCAGAAGAGCUGCGUUUGGAGCUGUUUGUGAACGCUCUGCUUCCAGUGGAGCAGUUAGUUAAUUCUCCCAGUGACACAUCCUUCACCUUGUGGACACGUCUGUGAUCUGUGCAAGGACUGGACAGGGCAGUAACCUGAGCCAAAACAAGAAUUUUUAAAAGAUUUCCUUAACUUUUUAUUUGGCCUUACAAGAAGGUCUAUUGAAACACAGAUGGCUGCUGAUAGUAAUAUUGGGUAACGUGCACAAUAAACGCAGGCAGACAGUGAGCCCAGGCUGUGCAGCUCAGUGCUGUGCAGCUCAGUGCUGUGCAGAGGGACUGUGAGGUGGGAGCGUUUCCCCUCCCUCCGCUGGCUCUGUUGGUGAAGGGCAGAGGUUCCCCAGCUCUCCUGGCGCUGCAGGGCCCAGGCUGUGUGUGACACAGGGGUUAUCAGCACGGAUCCCUGGCAUGGAUUGCAUCUCAGGGGGGUGUCUCUUAGAAAUAGCUGCUUGUUUCCACAGUGCCCCUGCAGAACCAAGUGUGGAAGACAAAGCUGUUACAUUUAAAGAGAAAAAAACCCAAACUGUUAAGGGAGGUGAUUUUUUCUUUUAAUCUUUAGGUGUAUUGCAACCCAGUUUUAAUUUAUUAAAGACCUAGGUCCAAACCCUCUUGCCCCAGCCCUCCCCCUGGCCUUUAUGGCUUGGGUUUUGUGGGAGGGAAAACCAUGGAUAGAUACAUCCUGAGAGGGGAGUGUUCCAAAAAGGCUCAACAAUCAAGACCUGGGUAGCUGUGAAGAUAACCCCCCAGAUGAACCAGCACUGCUGACACACUGCCCUGCUGAGUGGGAACUGAACCAGUGCCAUCCUCUGGGUGCCAGCCUCACGGGUAUUUAACCUAAAAGCCCAAAUUCCUGACAGUUCACACGUAAAUUCACAGGAGGGUGUGAUUACUCUGUUUCCCAUCUGUCUUCCCACUUCUGUGUGUGUGUGUGUACGUAGGGGGUGUGUGUGAGCACACUCGUGUGUUCUGUGACAACUCAUCAGUUGUACAAACAUAAGACUAUUUUGGCUAAAGCUGCAUGGGGAGAGAGCAGUCGGGGGGGGGGGGCUCAGGUCUUACUGCCCCGUGAAGGCGCCGUGUGUUUAACGAUGGCGUUAAUGGUUUCUGUGCCAAUGCCUGGCUCUGGCAGACGUGUUUUACCGGGUGCCACCGGGUCUUCCUGGUGUGCUUACCGAGGGUCUGCCAUCCCUUUGAAAUACAAAAAAAAAAGAAAAAGAAGUGGAAGGUGAAAUUCCCCCUGAGGAGCCGAGGCGAAGGCUGGUGUUGGUGCGUGGCCCGGGGGCGUCC